Molecule: messenger RNA, 3340 nt
Organism: Pseudovirgaria hyperparasitica
Lineage: Eukaryota; Fungi; Ascomycota; Dothideomycetes; Acrospermales; Acrospermaceae
Exons: 2
Coding region: 109-3045 (978 amino acids)
Biological process (GO): mRNA 3'-end processing by stem-loop binding and cleavage
Cellular component (GO): mRNA cleavage and polyadenylation specificity factor complex
Molecular function (GO): RNA binding
Source: RefSeq, a predicted model, not a curated record
AUCGCGCAUUCACUCCGACUGUCGUUGACGGAGCUUAUUAUAUGUCGUCUCUCUUCAGCAUGGGAUUCAAUUAGCGCUCACAUCCUGCGUCCUAACCACAGGCUCACCAUGUUCCAGUAUACUGCUCUGCUUGGCGCGCAAUCAAGCUCAAAGGCGUCGCAAUCAAUUCUGGAGCUUGAUGGAGGUAUCAAGCUGCUUGUCGACGUAGGCUGGGAUGAGUCUUUCGAUGCUGAGAUGCUCAAGGAUCUCGAAAGGCAAAUUCCCACUUUAUCUGUUGUGCUACUCACUCACGCAACUAUUGCUCACCUCGGCGCCUUUGCACACUGUUGCAAAAACUUUCCUCUCUUUACCAGAAUUCCCAUAUAUGCUACGACACCGGUCAUAUCAUUGGGAAGAACUCUAUUGCAAGACAUCUACGCGUCUUCUCCUCUCGCGGCCUCAAUCCUUCCACCAUCCGCUUUCUCCGAAUCUACAUACUCAUACGCGACUACUCAAGAUGACAAAAACCCCAACAUUCUGCUACAGCCUCCGAGUGCUGAUGAGAUCGCUGGCUAUUUUGCUCUGAUCAAUCCUCUCAAAUACUCACAACCUCACCAGCCGAUGCCCUCACCUUUCUCUCCACCGUUGAACGGCUUGACUAUUACCGCAUACAGCGCUGGACACACGCUAGGAGGGACAAUUUGGAAUAUUCAGCAUGGUCUGGAAUCUAUCGUCUAUGCGGUGGACUGGAAUCAAGCCAGAGAGCACGUACUAUCAGGAGCUGCAUGGUUGGGUGGCGCGUCCGGCUCUUCUGAGGUCAUCGAGCAACUUCGGAAGCCGACUGCUCUCGUUUGUAGUAGCAGAGGGCCAGCAGCUAGUCAUACAAAUGGUUCUGGAAGAGGUCGAGACGAGAGCUUGUUGGGUCUCAUAAGAGAUGCUGUAUCGAAGGGCGGCUCGGUGCUUAUUCCCUCCGAUUCGAGCGCCCGCGUUCUUGAACUGGCAUAUAUUCUCGAGGAGGCGUGGACUGUUGGCAAUGAUGACGAUAAUCCCUUGCGCGCUGCGAAACUACUUCUAGCCAGCAGAACGUGUGGCUCAACUAUGAGAUAUGCUCGAAGCAUGCUCGAAUGGAUGGAAGAAGGCCUCGUGAGAGACUUUGAGACUGCAAGUGCGAACCCAACGCCACAUGGCAACGGUCGCAGUCGAACUCAGCAGGCUCAGAAUACAGAGAACAAGAAUGUCAAAGCCCCUUUCGAUUUUAGGUAUCUGAAGCUUCUCGAAAAAAAGUCGUCAAUAAUUCGCAAUCUCUCGACGGAACAGCCGGUCGUUAUCAUUGCGAGCGAUAGCUCAUUGAACUGGGGGUUUUCAAGGGACACUCUACGCCACAUUGCAUCAGAUUCCCGAAACAUCAUCAUUUUGACCGAACGCCCAGGCCAAAUCGCGGGCAGUAUGUCACUAGGCAGUGCUCUUUGGCAAUAUUGGAAUGAAGGAGCUGGAAGUAUGAGUAAUUCAGAUGAAGCAACAGUCGUGGAGCCUUCUGGGACGGACCUCGCCACACGGUCGGUAAAAGUGCUGCCGUUGACAGCAAAUGAGACACCUAUAUAUCAGCAGUACCUUGCAAGACAACGGCAGCGACAGAAUGUGGUCCAUGGAGAAGGACCUGGAGCCUCGGCUUUAGAGACAUCAGCAGACGUGAUAGAAGACCAAUCCGACUCUUCCUCGUCAAGCUCAGAGGAUUCGGACGUUGAGCAUCAAGGCAAGGCUCUCAAUGUUUCCGCCACCAUGACUAAUGCACGCCACAACAAACUGGGUUUGAGCGAUGCAGAGCUUGGAAUCACCAUCUUGACUAGGGGCACAGGAGUUCAUGACUAUGAUGUUCGCGGAAAAAGAGGACGAGAAAAGAUGUUCCCUUUCACAUCAAAGAAAAGACGAGGCGAUGACUUUGGUGAGAUGAUUCGUCCUGAAGAAUAUCUUCGGGCGGAGGAACGCGACGAGAUUGACGGCGAGGACAUGCGAUCCGGUGCCACUAAAGAGAACAUCGUUGGCCAAAAGAGACGAUGGGGAGAUUCGAAUCUGUUAUCAGCCCCUGCUGGUUGGCGUGGCCCUGCUUCUAAUACACAAAAAAGGCGCAAGAGUAACGAUGGCAAUAAAGUCGCGCGGCGAGAUGGUUCAAUAGAUGUGGAUGGGGACACAUUGGUUGAGGACGCUCCAGAAGACGUUUCAGAGUCAGACGAGGAUGACGACCGCGAGGGUGUUGACGGACCCUGCAAAGCGGUUUUUGAAGAGGAAAAGAUCAAAAUUGCAUGUCACGUAUCGUUCAUCGAUUUCUCUGGUCUUCACGACAAACGCAAUCUCCAGAUGCUUGUGCCUCUCAUUGCACCGCGCAAGCUAAUUCUUGUGGCCGGCGAGAAGGAGGAAACAGAGGCUUUGGCUGAGGAUUUCCGAAAGCGACUCACUGUCGAGGGUUCAGGCUCGAAGAAUGCGGAUGUGUUCACAGCUAUUGUUGGUCGAACCAUCGACGCGAGUGUCGAUACAAACGCUUGGGUGGUCAAGCUGAGCCAGUCCCUCGUACGCAACCUCCAGUGGCAACAAGUCAGAGGACUUGGCGUAGUGGCAAUCACUGGUCGACUAGAGGCAGCGACGAUCACAAGUGAUGAAGAAGAAGUCAAGAUGAAGAAGAAGCUAAAGACCAGUAGUGGAGAGGACGAUGAUGUUGAAGGAACAGCUCCAGCUCAAGACAACGAAGGCCCCCCUCCCGUGCUAGAUGUCGUUCCUGCUAGCAUGGCUUCUGGAACUCGGACAGUUGCGCAGCCAUUACACGUCGGGGAUAUGAGACUUGCAGAUCUGCGCAAAAUCAUGCAAACCUCGGGUCUCACUGCCGAAUUUCGUGGUGAGGGUACUCUGCUUGUUAAUGGAACUGUGGCAGUAAGGAAGACCGGCACUGGUAGGAUUGAAGUUGAAGGAGCAGGGCAAAGCAUGGCAUCGUUUGAUCCCCGGAGCAUCAAACCUACGUUCUUCGAGGUCAAAAAGAAGAUAUACGAAGGUCUUGCGGUCGUUGCCGGAGGAUAAUGUGCCAGCGCUUUCGUAGGAUGAUCAUUCAAAUGUGAUUGAGCUGGCAGCGUCUCUACUGCGUUGGUACCUAUUGGGAUAUUUACACGUCUCUGAUUUCAACUGCAACUUGUCACAGGCAGGCGCUGGCGACAGAAUAGUACGUGCUGAACGAACAACUUUCACAGUCCUAUGACUUGGCACUAGCAACAAAUGCGAAAGCUGUGGCCGGUAAAUGAUGUGGCAGCACUUAUGGUGACAGAAGCACAAAACUCAUCAUUUACGGUCAUUGGUUGGCUCCUGCGAUAGUUCUUGC